AUCUUUCUAACAAUAAUAGCCAAAUAUACACUCUUUCUUAGCAACAGCCAUAUUUGAUGAGAAAGCGCGCUUCUCAUACUUUUGUAUAUAAAACAAAAACAUUGGCGUAGAUUUUACAAACAGCCAACUUACCUUUAGAAACAGCAGAGUUCUUUCCGCCGAAUUGUAAUUUCAAAAAUCGUUUACCAACCUUCAAAAUGGCUGGAAAAGCACCUGCGCGCGUUAAAGAAUACACUGUGCCAGGCGGGAGAGUCAAAGUUGAAGAGUAUGAUGACGGAUCAACGAGAAAAACUUCUACAUACACUUCUGGGGAUGUGAACAACGUGCAUCAUGUUCAAGAGCACACUGUAACUCGACGAUUUGACCUCGGAGACGCUUCGUAUGUCCCUUCUUUGAGGGCUGCAGGACCUAGUUCCGUCCCACCUGAUUUCGACCUUUCGGAGUUCACUCAACUACCUGUGGUAAUUAAGAUGCGCAAUGCUUCACCGGCAGAAAAGGAUGACAAAAAAUAUAUUACUGGAAAGGAAGCCAGGCCUGCUAUCAAGCCUGUUCCUGCGAAACCUGCUGCCGUUCAAAAGUUGAAACACUCGGAGAACAGCAAUAUUAUGAUCAGCUACUGCCAUAAGCAGAAACAUGUGUCGCAGAAACUUCUGAAAGAACUGAGAAACAGUGGGGUCGAAAAUAUCUGGAUAGAUCAGGAACACAUGCAUAAGGGCGGUGGAAUUCUGGAUGAGAUGGUAAAAGCUGUGGAUUCUUCCCAGUAUGUUAUUUGUUGCAUUUCGCGCGAUUACUCCAAGAGUGAUAAUUGCAUGGGUGAAAUGAAAUAUGCGAGAGAUAAGAAGAAAACCAUCAUUCCAGUCGUGGCUGAGAAAGGAUACGUACCGGACCAAAUCCUACUCAUGUGCAUCGGAGACAAAUACCGAUUCGAUUUAUCAACUGAUGAACAGUUUCGCGUCAACUUUCCACUACUGCUGGAAAAAUUGACUGACUAAUGACUUUGCAGCAGAGCAAACGGAUAUAUCAGCCUGCACCCCUUCUGAACAGAGAAAACUUAAAUCAAAUACAUAAUCAAUUUCCAUGCUAACUAGAUUUCGCAUGCUAAUAUUUGGUGAUUACCUUUUUUGUACAACAUCAAAAACUAACCUUAAAUGACAAAAUGUUUUUUUUUAA
Messenger RNA from Symsagittifera roscoffensis, 1170 nucleotides. RefSeq lists its product as uncharacterized. The record is from RefSeq and is a predicted model, not a curated record. NCBI's taxonomy places the organism in Eukaryota, Metazoa, Xenacoelomorpha, Acoela, Convolutidae. The transcript is spliced from 2 exons. The coding region runs from base 198 to 992 and encodes 264 amino acids. Gene Ontology annotation, biological process: signal transduction.